Messenger RNA from Strongylocentrotus purpuratus (purple sea urchin), 2221 nucleotides. Its product is annotated as angiotensin-converting enzyme. Gene Ontology annotation, biological process: proteolysis. The transcript is spliced from 14 exons. The record is from RefSeq and is a predicted model, not a curated record. Lineage: Eukaryota; Metazoa; Echinodermata; Echinoidea; Camarodonta; Strongylocentrotidae. Gene Ontology annotation, molecular function: peptidyl-dipeptidase activity; metallopeptidase activity. Bases 237 to 2210 code for a protein of 657 amino acids. Gene Ontology annotation, cellular component: plasma membrane.
GAUGUAAUUUGAAGCAAAGGGUGCGUAACUAUAUGGCACUCAACAAAAUGAUAAUAGGUCAGCUACCUAUAGCUAGGCGCUGAAAAAUAAAUAUCAACUUGUCAUUAAGGCACUGAAGAGAUAACGAUACUCACCUGAUUCUAUAUCUUUCUGAGGCACGAUAUUGGUCAAGUGGACAACAGAUCUAAACACCAGAUAGCACUUCAAAACAAAUCUAACCAUAUUUUGACACGAUCAUGGAUUCUUGGAGCCACAUUCUGCGUCUUCUCGUGAUCGUCGUCGCCGUCGUCAUACCUUCAUCUGAACAGAUCAGUGUCGAUGGAGGUCGAGAUCGUCGGGCUACCCAACUGGAUGAUGCUCUGGAGUUCCUGACGGAUUAUAAUUCGACGGCAGAGAUGGUGUACUCUGCGUCUUCUUUUGCUAGCUGGGCUUACAGUACCAACAUUACAGAUUAUAAUCAAAUGAAAGAGGUCGAAGCCAGUCUGAAGGCAGCAGCUUUCAGUAAGAGCUCUGCGAUGAGGGCUCGCGAGUUCGACGACGUCAUUGAGACCUUUCCAGAAGAUGUUCAACGUCUACUUGGUUCUAUAUCCGACAUCGGAGUAUCUGCGCUCGAUAACGAUACCGUACAGGAGUACAACGAAAUCAUGGGUGAGAUGAAUAAGAUAUACAGCUCCACUCCGGUGUGCCGGGCUGACGAUCCUUCAGAGUGUCUCAAUCUUGAGCCGGGUCUCGGAAAUAUAAUGGCGACCUCUACGGACUGGGAUGAACUCGUCUGGGCUUGGAAGGGAUUCCGUGAUGCAGUAGGGAUACCAAACAAACCUCUAUUCGCGAGAUACGUGGAAAUUGCUAAUCAAGGAGCCGUAGCUAACGGAUACGAAGAUCUUGGUGACUCCUGGAGGUCUGGUUACGGUGAUGACCUUGAAGAUCAGGCGUACGAACUCUACAAUGCUAUUCUUCCUCUCUACAAGCAGCUCCAUGCCUAUGUCAGACGCAAGCUUAACGGGGUCCACGGAUCAGAACAUGUCCCCCUCACCGGCCAUAUGCCUGCUAAUGUUCUAGGUGACAUGUGGGGUCGUUUCUGGACGAACAUCUAUCCCCACGUGGUUCCAUACCCUGACCUACCGAAUAUUGACGUCUCUGAUGAAAUGGUCCGACAGAAUUACACCGUAUGCAAGAUGGCUCGUAUGGCAGAUGAAUUCUACAGCUCCAUGGGUCUAUUUCCGGCCAAUGAUGAAUUCUGGGAAAAUUCCAUGUUAGAGAGGCCUGAUGGCAGAGAUGUGGUGUGCCACGCGUCUGCAUGGGACUUCUACAACAGAGUAGACUUUAGAAUAAAGAUGUGCACUGAGGUUAACAUGGACUACUUCUUGACGCUACACCACGAGCUAGGUCACAUCCAGUAUUACAUGAAUUACAAACACCAGCCAGUGUCCUUCAGGGGUGGAGCUAACGGUGCUUUCCAUGAGGCGAUAGGGGAGGUGAUGUCGCAGUCAGUAGCCACGCCCAAACAUUUAAAGGAGGUCGGCUUGUUUGAUGGCGAGGAUGACCCAACAGAUGUGACGGAUACGGACAUCAACUUCCUGCUGAAGAUGGCUUUACCGACCAUCGGAACCCUUCCUUUCAGCUUAGCCUUGGAGCAAUGGAGAUGGGAUGUAUUCAGUGGGAAAACAGAUGUGAAUGCUGGUACUGCCAGAUGGUGGCAACUCAAGAAUGAUCUGAUUGGUGUCAAAGCUCCCGUAGACAGAACAGAAGACGAUUUCGAGGCCGGUGCCAUGUACCAUAUCAUCAUAUCGUAUCCUUUUAUUGGAUACUACAUUCGGACCAUCAUACAGUUCCAGUUUUACCAGUCUCUGUGCCAGUCCGCCAGUCAUACAGGACCGCUCCAUAAAUGUGACUUCUACCGGUCAACAGAAGCAGGCGAGAAAUUGGCAGCAAUGUUAUCGAUGGGGUCGAGCAGACCCUGGCCAGAAGCGAUGGAGGCCCUCACCGGUCAAAGAGAGAUGAAAGCCGAUGCCAUCUUGGAAUACUUUCAGCCUCUCAUGGAAUGGCUUGAAAAAACUAAUACAGAGAAUGGAGAUGUGAUCGGAUGGGAAUCGCCAACAGUGACCACUCAAGAGUCUACAACAGCAGGAGGUCCCUCUGCGCUAGGGAAUGCCAGUUUGUGGAUGAUGUGUCUCUUCGCCGUCAUUUCCAGCAUCAUACAUGGAUAUUAAAGCAAUCAUCU